AGGUACCGUACGAGGCAUGUGUUACUUUACUCAUGACCUUGUCCCGAUAGUUGAGGGAAUCCAAAUCCUCGGCUCGGCACAAAACAGACGGGAUGGCGAGCGGCACACGUGACUCUAGCUAGCACCUGAUUGCCGAAUUUUAGCGCACAGCGCUUAGUCAUUCGCACACAACACAUUUCCCAAAUUCUUGCCGGAAAUUUCUUGAGAGAAUCAACGACACCGACGACAACCAACGUUCACCAGCACCCACCGCCAAGAUGACCAAGAUCAACUCCUCUCUCCACUCCUCGCGGAGAAAGUCCCGCAAGGCUCACUUCAGCGCUCCCUCCAGCGUGAGACGCACUAUCAUGAGCGCACCCUUGAGCAAGGAGCUCCGUGAGAAAUACAACGUCCGCUCCAUCCCCAUCCGAAAGGACGACGAGGUUACCAUCGUCCGGGGCUCCAACAAGGGCCGUGAGGGCAAGGUCACCUCCGUCUACCGUCUCAAGUACGUUAUCCACGUUGAGCGUGUCGUCAAGGAGAAGUCAUCUGGUCAAUCAGUCCCCGUCGGUGUCCACCCCUCCAAGGUCGUCAUCACCAAGUUGAAGCUGGACAAGGAUCGUGAGAACAUUCUGGAGCGCAUCAAGGCUGGUCGCGAGAUCAAGGCUAAGAAGAACUAA
This is a messenger RNA of Amorphotheca resinae ATCC 22711, 659 nucleotides long. RefSeq lists its product as hypothetical. The coding region runs from base 258 to 659 and encodes 133 amino acids. Gene Ontology annotation, cellular component: ribosome; cytosolic large ribosomal subunit. The transcript has 3 exons. The record is from RefSeq and is a predicted model, not a curated record. Gene Ontology annotation, molecular function: RNA binding; structural constituent of ribosome. Gene Ontology annotation, biological process: ribosomal large subunit biogenesis; cytoplasmic translation. NCBI's taxonomy places the organism in Eukaryota, Fungi, Ascomycota, Leotiomycetes, Helotiales, Amorphothecaceae.